Saccharomycodes ludwigii is the source of this 762-nucleotide messenger RNA. It is a transcript of the gene FUN14, whose product is annotated as Fun14p. NCBI's taxonomy places the organism in Eukaryota, Fungi, Ascomycota, Saccharomycetes, Saccharomycodales, Saccharomycodaceae. The record is from RefSeq and is a predicted model, not a curated record. Bases 1 to 762 code for a protein of 253 amino acids. The transcript has a single exon.
AUGAUAUUGAAUUUAAUAACUAAGUGCAACAAAGGCAAUGGCAUUUCCAGUGUUAUGGCUUCUUCACCCUUAACCAGAUUAUUAUUAUCUAAGAGCAACAUAAUUUUAAAAAAAAAUAAAAUUAAUACUAUUAAUGUUGCUAAAUGUAGAUUAUCUACCUUAAGCAAAAUAAAGUAUAAUUAUAGCAGCUCUAACAAUGAUAAAUUUAACCAAUAUGGUAGAAAUACUAAAAAAAUUUUAUUCUUUGGCAGUAUCCCACUGGUUUCGUUGGCCUGUCUAGCAACUGCUGAUGAUAAUGGGUCCUUCUUUUCUUUGAUUAAACCGCAAGUUUUGCACAAUGAUACGUUAUCUACUCCUGCUAUCAGUAAUCAUAGUAAUAAUAAUGAAGAGUUAUUGUUAACCUCAGAGCAAAGAAAAAGAAGGGUUUUUUAUAGACAGUUAUGUGUUGGAUCAAUUUUGGGUUUAAUAACAGGUAUAAUUGUGGGUAAAUUAAGUGGUGUUAUUAUUUGGGUAUUUAUGAGUAGUUGUUUAUUUAUCCAAUUUUUGGUAAGCAGAGGCGUUCUAUCCAGAAACACUUCGUUAUUGAGUGUUUCAGGAUUAAAUACUACUGACUUUACCUACAAUUAUUGUAACACCGGAACAUCUACUAUUACAAGUCAAUUGAAGACUAGUUUGCAUAAGAUUUUUGGUUAUUUGAUGGAAAAUCCUGUUUUCAAAGCUUCUUUUAUUUUGUCGUUUGGUUUAGCAUCAGUUAACAUCUGA